Messenger RNA from Acaulospora colombiana, 585 nucleotides. The record is from the annotation of a GenBank genome assembly. Lineage: Eukaryota; Fungi; Glomeromycota; Glomeromycetes; Diversisporales; Acaulosporaceae.
GCCGUUAUCAUGCUUCUCGUUUACAUUGCAUCCCGAAUCUAUGCUAUCAACCCCCCGGGUGAUGAUAACGCUCUUGAUAUGUACGCUGCCGGAGGUCACGAUGCUUUCCGCCACGAAGAAGAAAAGCUCGCAAAAGAACAGCCCAAACUCUCCCCCUUGUUCUGCUUUGGCUUGUUGAUCGUCCUGGUCGUCCUCAUCGGCUUUACCGCCGAGUGGCUAGUUGAGAGUAUCGAGUUUGUGCGAGAAAAAGGAGGAAUCACGGAGGAACGUUCCUUCACCGUAAUGCCGACCCACACGUUCUUGCUGAUGCCAGGCCCAUCGAUCUCAGUAUCCAGUUCACUCUCUUCUGGACCCCUCUAUUGGUUAUCAUCGGCUGGGGAAUUGGAAGGCCUCUUCCCCUUCUCUUUGGUGUCUGAUGCAAAGACUAACUGGGUCGAAGGAUUUACCAUGCUUUAUUGGCGUGGUUCUACCCCGAGAACUUUUCAAGGGCAUUCUUUGGCGUGGGCACACCUGAAUCCAUCCUACCCAGUAGUGGACAUGGCGAAUCGCAUGUUGAACCAACCAGCACUGGCGAACAUCAUUAAG